UGAGAGGGCAGAAUAUAAAUUCGACAGAACCUCUGAAAUCGAGAAGAGAGAUUGGGUAAAUUGUUUGGUAGCAGAACGUAGUAGUAGAGAGAAAGAGAGAGAACAGCUGAUAUUCGCGGCAUUGCCAAUGUCGUACUACGUCAUAGUCAUGUGACAUUAUGACUGUCAAACAUGGCGCGCAUUUCAAAUCUUGCGUUCUUAUUGAAACACGCUUUAAAUUGGUUUCGUGUUACUUGUAACUGUAUAAAUUUUUAAAAAAAAUUAACGAAAAAAAAAUUAUUAAUUUUUUCCCAUAAUCAUGUAACAUCUAUCAAAUCCACAGCGGUCAGUUACGAAAAUUACGUAAAAUUUUUAUAAUGACAAAUAGCACGGAAUCGUCCCCGCUAUUUGAAAAUAAUGUUGCAGAUAUUCCCACUCCGAUUUUAAUCCCAGAUUUUUCCAUCAGUUACCGGUAUAGGCGCAUAAAAAUAUUUGCCUUGCAUUGUUUUCGUCCGGACAUGUUGCGGUUUUUAACGCUAAAAAUUCAAAAAUAUUUGAUUUGGGUAAUUGUUAUUUCAUCUGUUUAUAUACGGCCCAAUAACGCGAGAAAACAAAGAUACGUUAGUUUAACUGGCUGCGAAUCAAUUUCCACUAUGGAAUACGAAUGUUGUAUAAAUAACAACUUAGCAAAUGUACCCCCGAAAGAGUAUUGUGUCAACUUAGAAGUUAUCCCUAAUGAGCUUACUUUAAACUAUAACUUCAAAGCAGAUGGUGAGACAUUCUACAAUGGCAAAAUAGACCCGAGUAAUGCACCAAUAUGUCCUCCACCCUCGCCGUUAUGCUUAACAGUGAAUUACGUAAACAUCGAUAACAGGGAGAUUUGUACCAAAUUAGGGAUAGGACCUUUAACUCUGGUAAAAUUUCCCUGUUUUGGUAUUAAUGAAGAUGGGCAAAUUUUAGUUAUUCCUAACAUGUAUUUGAGAAAAAAAUAAAACCAUUUAAGACUUUA
Messenger RNA from Anthonomus grandis grandis, 988 nucleotides. RefSeq lists its product as uncharacterized. The record is from RefSeq and is a predicted model, not a curated record. The transcript is spliced from 3 exons. Lineage: Eukaryota; Metazoa; Arthropoda; Insecta; Coleoptera; Curculionidae. Bases 357 to 971 code for a protein of 204 amino acids.